Spea bombifrons (plains spadefoot toad) is the source of this 1324-nucleotide messenger RNA. Its product is annotated as ADP-ribosyl cyclase/cyclic ADP-ribose hydrolase 1-like. The transcript has 8 exons. Gene Ontology annotation, cellular component: plasma membrane. Lineage: Eukaryota; Metazoa; Chordata; Amphibia; Anura; Pelobatidae. The record is from RefSeq and is a predicted model, not a curated record. Gene Ontology annotation, molecular function: phosphorus-oxygen lyase activity; NAD+ nucleosidase activity. Gene Ontology annotation, biological process: positive regulation of B cell proliferation. The coding region runs from base 62 to 952 and encodes 296 amino acids.
ACCCACUAGACAAGUCACUUUCACAUGCAUUCUGUGUUUAAGGGACUCGCUACAAGCCAUUAUGCCUCAAUCCAGCAAUUUUUGGUCUAGGAAGAAAAUAAUACUUUUGGUAGUGGCUGUUUUAACGAUUGUCCUUGUGGCCUCUUGCGUUGCCGGCAUAUAUUUUACAUCUCAAAAGAGUGAAGAGUUGAAAACCUGGAAAGGCAAAGGAACUACAAAACACUUUAAAGAGAUUUUUCUUGGACGGUGUCACGACUACUUAAUGCAAAAUCCAGAUAUUGGGGAGAAAGACUGUAAUGAGAUCUGGCAAGAAGUCACUAAAGUAGUCUAUAAGCAAGACCAAUGCGCCAUCACCGAACAAAGCUACGAGCGCUUAGCAGAACUGGCUGGAGAAACUGUGCCCUGUAACAAGUCACUUCUUUGGAGCAGAACAAACAGGCUUGUUCAUCGAUACACAAAAGCAAUUGAAGGCUUUCGGACCUUGGAGGAUACUUUUCUUGGCUAUCUGUUCAAUGGCCUGACUUGGUGUGGGAAGACCUACAGUUCAGAGAUGAAUUUCCAGUCUUGCCCGGCUUGGGAUGAAUGCUACAAUAAUUCAAUGUCCUCUUUCUGGAGAGUGGCCUCUGCCGCAUUUGCAAGAUCAUCAUGCGGUGUGGUCCAUGUAAUGCUGAAUGCUUCAGCAGAUGGUGAUAUUGCCAGAAAAGAAAGUAUCUUCAGAACUAUUGAAGUACCCAACAUGCAUCCAGAGAGGGUAUCUGUAGUAAGACUCUGGCUUAUAAGUGAUAUUAAUGGUCCAGAGAGGGCGUCAUGCAAUAGUGAAUCAGUACUAGAAUUGAAACAUCACAUUGAAAAACACAAGCUGGAAUAUAAUUGUGUUGAAAAUUAUAGGCCAGUUAAGCUUCUGCAGUGUAUAGAAAACCCUGACGCCCCUGUCUGCAAAGUAUGCCAUUAAGAAAAGGAACACUAAAGAUGACCCGCCAUUGGACAACAUCACAUGCUGACUGUUAAUGAGGUGGUCUUACACUUUCAGACCCUCACAAUUCUCGUGAAAAAAGGGCAGUCUUGGACAACAUUCAUUGCCAUGCCAAGAAAUAAGUGCUUUGAUUCAAUUGAACGAAUUAAUGCUAAUAAUAUAUUAUAAGGUUAUAAAAUGUAUUUAUUGUUUUGUGUUUACCUGCAGGGAAGCAACAUUCAUAGGCUCCAGUUUAUUAUUGUUAUCAACUUGCUGAUAAAGACACAUUAUAUUAAUGAUACUUUCUCAGUACCUAGGCAAAAAAUAACUUUUUUCACUUUUUAGUAAUUUGGGUAACAUGAAGGUUAAAUG